Purpureocillium lilacinum is the source of this 996-nucleotide messenger RNA. The record is from RefSeq and is a predicted model, not a curated record. NCBI's taxonomy places the organism in Eukaryota, Fungi, Ascomycota, Sordariomycetes, Hypocreales, Ophiocordycipitaceae.
AUGCCAAAGCCUUUGGUUGCCCAUGGACGCCCCGUCUCGGCAUGUGAGCGGUGCCGCGCUGGCAAGACCGGCUGCGACCGCGUCCGUCCGAGCUGCUCGCGAUGCACCCGAGCCGGCACUCUGUGCGAGUACAAGGUUCCGUCAAAGCGGACUGCAAGGCAUCUUGUCUGCGAGAGACAAACUGAGCAACGAUGCGACAAGGCGACGUCCUCGCGGGGAGCCGAGUCGUCGCCCCCGGGGUCGCACAAUAUCGUGAGCCGCACUACCCCAACUGAUGAGCUCAACGGCAUGUCAGCUGCAGAAGACGUCCACCACUGCUCAGUCUCAAACGACCAUCGCUCGAGGGAAAACAGCCCACAGGUUUGUCCGAUCAAGCUGAAGCGAGACAGGGCCAUCCUCUCCUGCGUCCGCUGCCGCAAACACAAGGUUCGGUGCGACAGAAAGGUGCCCUGCGGGCGCUGCAUCAAGGCGCGACGAGAGGCACAGUGCGUCUACACGGAGCCGGUGCACACUGCGCCGAGACCCGUGGUGUGGGACGGCGACGCCGCGCUCAACACCAUCGCCACGCGGUUCGUCGACGCAACUUGGGACGUGCAGAACCGCAACGGCACGCACUGGAACAACUUGCUGCAAGAGGUGAGCUAUACCGUUUACCUUAGUCGACAGUAUUUAACACGUCUCAGCUCAAAGAAUACCUGCCGAAGGAUCACGGUGCUGGGACCGACUUUCACAUUCACCGCGAGCCCCUCCCGCAGCCGCUCACCAUGUCCAUCAACUACCCCUUCAGCAACGACGCCAGCUCCGCCGACACGAUUCGUCGCAUCGUCACGCAACUCCCGCCCAGGGCGCUCCAGGAAAUCUUCAUCGCGCAGUACGUCGCCACCAUCGAACAGGCGUACCACCUACUCGACGAGCCGGCGUGGGAAGAGGAGCUGCAGCGCUUCUGGCUCGACGACGGCAGCAUGCCGGCAGACUGGCUGGCGCAGCACCUCAUGA